Molecule: messenger RNA, 14351 nt
Organism: Callithrix jacchus (white-tufted-ear marmoset)
Lineage: Eukaryota; Metazoa; Chordata; Mammalia; Primates; Cebidae
Source: RefSeq, a predicted model, not a curated record
AUGUCCUGGUCCUGGGGGACCCCAGCCACCUCAUCCACCUGUCUGUCCAUGGAGAGCCCCAUCCACCUCAUCCAAUGUCUGUUGGAGAGCCCCAUCCACCUCAUCCAUCUCUCUGUCCUGGAGGACCCCAUCUACCUCAUCCAGGUGUCUGUCCUGGAGGACCCCAUCCACCUCAUCAAUCUAUCUGUCCUGUGGGACCCCAUCCACCUCAUCCACCUGUCUGUCCUGGAGGACCCAUCCACCUCAUCCAGAUGGCAUCCUGUCUCCUCCAGCAGAGAGAUCCACACUAAAGGGCACAGAGCUUGUGACCACCCACCCACACUGGAAGCACAAGUGGAGCUGGAAGGCUCCUGGCUGGGCAAGCAGUGUGAGCAGGAGCAUGGAGGCUGCAUGAGGGCCCAUAGAGCUGCCGCGGGAGAGCUCAGAGGCCUGUCAUUUCCAGUUUUGAGAUUUUCCCGUCGCUGCUGUGAUGAGACUCUGGGGACCUCUUGCUGCCUGCUAGAAGCUUCCUCUCUGCCCGCAUACCAGACUCUCCUUUCUCUGUCUCUUGCAGGAGCCUUGAACCUGGACAGUCCAUGGCUGAUGGUCUCUGUAGCUCACAGGUUGUACUGGCCACACAGAGCUGUGUUCCAAGCUGUCCUGGAGCUGACGCUGGGCAAGGCCUGGACCCUAAAGGACCUGGUGGUCAGUGUGGCCUGCAGCAGUCAGGGUCCCACCAGGGAAGGCAAGAUUGAGAUCUAUACUCCAGCUACCACCUACCUCCAGGUUUCCAUGGUGAUGGUCUUGGCACAGAGCCUCUUCCACAGCUGGAGCAAACUCGAGUCAGCCUGGAACACAGCAGUGGAGGGUGAGAUCCAUGCUGAGAACAGCUGGGGCCGUAAGAUCCUGCACUGCUGGUUGAAAGGCCCCCAGCGGGAGCUCAACCUUACAGCAGCCUAGAGGCGUCUGGAGCAGCCACGGAAGACCCAGGUGUCACUGAUGGCUCUGAGGACCGGUGCCCAUGGCCAGCCUUGGGGCCUGCAGUUGGAAGGCGAGCUGGAGGAGCUGAGGCGAGACAGGACUUUGUACCAGAAACGGGGGACCUUGCUCUUUAGGCACCCCUUGCAGCUGCCCAUCCCGCAGAGCCUCGUCCUGCAGGGGACCUUCACGGCUGACAGGCAACGCGAGUGCUAUUCCCUGGAGACAAGGGUUGUCUUGAACGGCCGAGAGGAAACCCUGCAGACUGUUGUCCUGGGCUACCAGGCCAGACACCCCUAUGUCUGUGCAGGUCUGACACAUCCAUAUGAUGGCACAGCCAUCCCCAGGAACACAGAGGGGUGCCUGGUUACUUGGAAUCAGCACAAGGCUAAGACAAGGGAGGUUGAGGCCACUUUGAAAGUCAAGUGGAAAGUUGUACUGCACUUAAAGGGUUUGCAUCACGACAGAUCUCAGCGCGGGGAAAGCCGGCACAGCCUAGCCCUGGACUUGGCCCAUUCCUACCAGCUGAGCUUCCCCCAGGCCCUGAGCUUGGAUGGGGGCAUCAUCUUUAGACAGAGUCCUCCAGGAACGUUCAGUUUUGGCGUGGAUACUCGAGCUGCCAUCAACCACGUCACAUCCCAGGUCUCGGUCCAGCUGAACAGAUCUGACUCCAACUUUGCGUUUUUCUUCCAACUCAGACAUCCCCACAGACCAUCAUUUCCUCCAAACUUCCAGGUGCAGGCAGCUGCCGGGCACUACAGAAUGCGCAGCCUCAAUAGGUUUCUAUCUGUGCGAAUGUCUGGCUGGGAGCUGGUUCUGCUGGAGGUCGACGCCAGCCAGGACACUCGAAGGAGCGGCCGGGGCUGGGGCGGGAGUGUCCUUCUCCACCAGGCUGUCUUCAGCGCCCCCAGGGCUGUUCGGCUGCAGCUGUUUGGAAAGAUCACCCCAGCAAGGAUUUGGCUGUUUUCCAAGGCACUACUGGACCAGAACAUGGCACAGCUGCUCCUCAAGGCAUCUGAGGAAAGGAGGGGAGGCCAGGUCCUGACCUUACAGAGCCAAACCCGGCACACGGUGGCUGGCUGGGCAGCGAUGCCCCACCUCCUGACACUCGCAGGAAGGCUGAAGCAGAAGGAGACACUUUGAGAGGGCACCCUCAGAGUCACUGCUGACUCAGCUGUGCUGGGUUUCCUCCUGCGGGACAAGCAUGAGAAGGCAGGGAAUGGCACCAGCGUGCGCAGCGUGACCUGUGUCCUCACCCAGAACAGCAGCCAGGCCUUGCCUGCAGAGCUCCAGUUGAAGGGCCAGCUGCAGGCCCAGAGGAAAAACCUGAGGGCCCAGGCCAGCAUCCGGACCCACGCGGCCAGCCUGGCUCUAGGUGGAGCUUGUACCUGGGGCCCCGGGCACAGCCAGCUUGGAGGUGGCCUGACGCACAAUAUCAGUACGCUGCGUGAUGCAGGACUCCCCUCUAAGGCAGAGGCGCUCCUUUUUCUCACCCACGUGUCUUCCAACUGCUCAGCACGCCUGGCACUGUGGAAUGCGAGGGGUCAGCUAGACGCUGCCCUUGGCCUAGAGGGCCUGACCCCGGAGUCCCCGAGCUGCCAGCUCCAUGCUAGCUUCCAUCAUAUCCACAAUGUGCCCAGCCUCAAGCACUGGGGCCUCCCCUUCUCCAUAGACGGCUACAGGCACUUCCAGAGUGUGGGACGCAAUCUGGCAGCCGGGCUGACAGUGAACUUGGAUGGCGAGCAGCUCCACGCAGCCCUGGAGAGGAAGGCAGAGGGCAGCUGCCAGGGGCUGGUGCUGGGGCUGCACCACGGCCUCUCGGGGCUACAGGGCACACUGCCCUCCAGCUAGAGGUGAGUCAACUGCAGCGGAGACGCCUCAUCCAUCCAGCUGUUAGGACCCUGCCGAGGGGACAUCGCUGGGCAGCCUCUCGAGGUCUUCACGGACAUUCACAACGGCAGCUUUGGCUUUGAGCAUUCUGGACGCAUCCUGAUGGGACCCACAUCUCUCAACUACUCUGUGAGCUACUGUUACCAUGACGGGCACCUGGAGCUCUCCGGCCAGAGCUGGCACAACAGUGAGGCCUUGUUGUGGGCAGGAUUCCCAGGCGAGGCCUCCCUGCACGCAGAGCUGCAGAUACAUGAGUCCCAGAGCCAGGCCAACGUGGCCCUCCGUGGCAGGGACGGUGGUGUCAGUAUGGACCUGGCAGCUCUAGUGGCUUGGCCACCGCUCGGCCCGCUGCAGAUGGUGGCCAAUGCCAGCCACACAGUGCCUGCUCUGCAGAGGCUGGGCCUGCCCUUCUCCAGCCAGCUCGUAUUCCUAGGACUCUGGGCAGCAGAAGAGAUGAGCUCCUCUCUGCGUCUGACCUGCAAUUCUCAGGCCACCUUGGUCCUUGAUGUCCAUGGCCAGAACCAGGCAGUCAGCAAAGAGCUGCUGCUCUCAGGCUGGCAUCGCCUCCCCUCCCUCCUGGGCCGCUGCCCCAGCUCAGCCUCAGUCUCAGCUAAGCUACACUACUCCAGAGGUGAGGUUCAGAGCACGUUUGCCUUGGGCGUGGAGGAGCAUCAUUUUCACAUCAGCACCCAGCUGGUAGCUGCUAAAGUGAGUCUUGCCAACUUCAUGAAGCUGGAACAUUCCUUCCUGCAGCUCAGUGCCCUUCCCAGGGAGCUGGUCCUGCAGACCACAUACAAGUGAGCUCAUGGGACCCGUGUCCCCCACGUGGUACUGUGGGAUGGUCAGAAGUUGGCCCUCACUGUGAGCCUCUCCAGGCCUUUCAGGAACCUCAGCCUGCAGGUGGAGCUCACCCACCCGAUGCCCCUCCCCCUGCCUCGACACUGCAGCCUCCGCCUGUCCUCAGAGCAUUCGGGAGGCAGCCACCGGGACGGCCUGGUUGUCAGCUGGGAUGGCAGGGACCAGGUGCUGGUCUCCUCCUCCCUAUGGCUGGGGAAGAAUGAGCUGGCUGCCCGCCUGGCCCUGGCUCACCUGUUCAAUGUCUCCUGGCAGCAAGCCGAGGCCAGUGGCCUUGCUGAGAGCAGGGAUGGCAGGCAGAGCCAGCAGGUGCAACUCACCUGGAACGGAGGACAGCCUGUGACCCUGCAGCUUGCCUGAGCCAACAGGUUCUCAGCACACAGCACCACCUGGGACGGCUGCUUGGCUUCCUCCCCAGGGCAGCUCCAGGAAACCUUGGGCCUGGACCCCAUCCGGGCCUGUGGCGUCAUAACACAGACCCAAGACAUGUUCAUCGAACAGCUUGACCUGUCCUGGGUCCAGCAGCGCAUGCGGCAGAACUUGACAUACAAGAGGCAUUGGCCAUCUCAGCCGGACAAGAUCAUCAUGGAGGCCAUGCUGGAGCAUGUCCCUGGGGCCUCUUGUGUCCGGCAGAGCUUCCAGGGAGAAGUACAGACUGACUAUGCACACUGGCUGCGGCACUCCCUCCACCUGGGGCUCUGCGACCUGCCCAGGACCCUCUUGGUCUCCGGGUAGCACAUCCUGGGCCGGGGUGAGCUCCUGCUGCAUUCCUGCUGCCAGGUGGGCCGCAUCCCAGCCCCAGACCACGGCUUGCACCUCAGCCUGACCCUCCGAAACCACAGCAGGCCUCAUUCGCCUGAUUUCUCCGGGGAGCUGGAGGUAGGUGGCCAGGACCCGGCUGACAGUCCCUGGGGAAGAUGCGCUGACUUCCCUCCCGCUCCUCCCUAUGGCCCCAGGACAGACAAGGGACAGAUUCAGGGAGGUCAGGCACUCUUUAAGGCUGCACAGAGGCAGGGAGCUAUGGAAAGUGGUGGAGAAGUAAGCAGCUGGAAACAUCAGGGUGCCCCAGCAGGUCCUCUUCUGGCUCCAGGGGACAGAGAAGAGAAUGUGGUGCUGCGGGCGUGUGCCGACCGGCAGACAGCGGAAGUGGAGGUCCUGUUCCGGGAUGGCAGGCAGCCCUUCCAGCCCCUGGGCUGCUUAACCGUGCAGGCUGCCAACUACAGCCUCCUGCUGGCUGCGCACGGCUGCCAGGGGCACCUGCUGGGCCAUGUGGAGUCCAGGAUUGCAGCAGUUGGCUCCCAGGUGCAAGCCCAGCUGGAAGAGAAGGUUCGAGGCUUUGGUGCCUCUCUGAGAAGGUUGCAGCACCUGGUACAGCUGGGAGGCACCCUGAAUGGCCUGGGAGGCUUCCUCCUACAGCUGUCCCAGGCAGGGCUGGAGGCUGUGCAGAUGAGUGGUUGGGUGGUCACCACCUUGUGGGGCCACAGCCAGGCCAGGCAGGCACUGACACAGUACCUGCCUCUUUACCUGGACCGGCUGCAGGUGGGGCUGAAGCAGCUGUAGAACAAACUGGAAUGGCCCCUGGCUACACUGAAGGACGCCUACCUGGAGGUGAUGCUGCAGCCCCUGGAGGAGGUGUGGCAGGAGCCGGCUGAGGAGGCCAUGUGGUGGCUGCAGACCUGGGUACCUGGAAUGCCAGGCAACGGGGGUCCCAGGCUCAUCAGGCUGGCCAUGGGGGCCGUGAAAGGCGCCCUGGAGCUGGUGGCCCACCAGAUGCUGUCCUGGGCUGAGGCCACAUUCUCACGGGCACUGAAGAGGCUCUGCAAACCCCUGCUGGACCUGUAUGACCUCGCAGCCAGGAACUACUCAGUGGUGGUGACGUUGCCACUGCUGCCUUGGGGGGAUGAGUCCCUGGACAUGGCCCGGGUGACCAGCUACCUGGUGGAGGAGAAGCUGCUGCGGCCGCUCCGAGAGCUGUCAAGGGCCAACAUGCUGGCCGAGUUCUUCUGGCUCAGACGCCACCUGCUGCCAGGUCCCUGGGAGUGUGAGUCCUGCCCGGGCUGUGCUGCCCUCCUCCCUGGGAGCCCCCUGCCCCAUGGGCACAGCAGUAGGGCCAUGCAGGGGCAGGUACUGUGGGGGCACAGGGAAGCCUGCAGAGGGGCGGGCCUGGAUUCCACCACUCAAGCUGAGGACAUGGGGAGGGGAUGGAGGGACACACACUGUCCUCAGUCCCUGUGCUUUCUCCAGGGUGGAAGUGGCUGGAUUCUACCAAUCCUCCAUGUGACUCAGGCUCGUCUCGCAUACAGCUCCCCUGGGGGAGGAUCACGGGUUCUCAGGACCUCCUCAGCUUCCCUCCUCCCCACAGGCAUAUCUGCUGGCCUUCUGGGCACCAACGACAAUGAAGCAGGCAAUGAGCUGAUGUUGCUGGAUGGCUCUGUGGCCCACAGCCUGGAGGAACUCAGCCUGGCCUGGCAGGUGGAUGGUGACUGCAGGGCCACUGAGAAGACUCAGCAGGCCUGCCCAGGACAGAGUCCCACCUGCUUGGCCUUCUUCCAGGACCCCCAAUCCAGCUUGGGGAACUGCUUCCGGGUGGUGGACCCUGCACCAUUCCUCAGCCUGUGUGUGCAGGACCCCUGUGGCACCUGGGAGCUCCAGCCUGCCUGCACUCUGGUGGCCGCCUACAUCCACCUGUGUGCCCACAGCUUUGUGCCCCUGGCCCCUCCUCCACAGUGUGCGGCAGAGUAUCUGCAAGGGAGACCACAUUUUGCUCUCUGAAAGACUCAAUUUGGAAGAUGGAAAGAUAAGCUACAGAUUGGGAAAAACCUUUACAAACCACCUAUCAGACCAAGGACUCAUCUCCAGAGACUCAUCUCUAUAAUACACAAAGAACUCAAAGCUCAAAAGCAGGCCAGGUGCCGUGGCUCACGCUUGUAUUCCUAGCACUUUGGGAGGCUGAGGCAAGAUGGCUUGAACCCGGGAAGUCAAGGCUACAGUGAAUCAUGAUUACACUCCUGGCUGCAUUACAGACUGAGACCUUGUCUCACAAAACAAAACCUCCAAAGUACAAAAUGGGAAAUAAAUGCAUGAACAAUGUUUUCCUUCCCAGCCAUAGAGAAACAAGGUAAUGCUACACACCUGAGCUGCAGUGAGUUCCGGCAUGGGUUGGUGAGUUCUAGGGACUUCGCAGCAUAAAGCAUUAGUUGAACAUCCAAAUGGCCAGGUUGUGAUCUCAGCAUCCACUGCUGAGUGUACUAGAAAAAGCACUGUUCUAGUACCAAAAAGGUGGUGGCUGCUGAGAAAAAAGCGAGGUUAGAGGCAGGAAUCAAGGUCAUGGUCUACCAACCAGCUCCUCUCGGGAAGCAUCACUGGACUCAUGAAGUGCCAAGACAGGAGGUGGUGUGGCUCCACAGGAAGCUUGGAGAAUCUGGGAUUCAAAGUCAAUCACUUGUUGUUCUAACCAUGUAAAUACAAAACUGUCAGCUACUACAGCGAUUAACAGAACAUAUGGGAGGACAGGAAACUCAGAAGAUUUACAGCCACAGGGUAACAAUGGACUAUUAUCUGCAGUUAAGGUCCUCUCCCUUCCUCUUGGGGUUUAUUUAUUUAUUUAUUUAUUUUUGAGACGGAGUUUCGCUCGUCACCCAGGCUGGAGUGCAAUGGCGCAAUCUCGGCUCACUGCAACCUCAGCCUCCUGAGUAGCUGGGAUUACAGGCACGUACCACCAGGGGUUUAUUUUUUUGAGAUGGAGUCUUGCUCUGUUGCCCAGGCUGAAGUGCAGUGGAGCAAUCUCAGCUCACUGCAACCUUCUCCUCCUCGGUUCUAUCAAUUCUCCUGCCACACCCUCCUAAGGAGCUGGGAUUACAGGCACGUGCCACCAUGUCCAGCUAAUUUUUUUGUGUUUUUCGUGGAGACGGGGGUUGCACCAUGUUGGCCAGGAUGGUCUCAAACGUCGGACCUCGUGAUCUGCCUGCCUUGGCCUCCCAAAGUGGUGGGAUUACAGGUGUGAGCCACCGUGUCUGGCCGGGUUUAUUUAUUUUAAGUCAAGGGCUAAAUUCUUCCCCUCUCUUGGACACCAGUGAAGUAUUUAAGAAAAGCAGUCACCAAUUACAGUUAACUUUUGAAGGACAAAUUUAAAGGUGGUUGUAAGUUACAAAACAAAGGCAUCUUAUGAACUCUCAUAGGAAAAAAAGAAUAUUAAGGCACUUUUUAUUGGUUUUGAGAUAAGGUCUUGCUCUGUCCUCCAAGGUGGAGCACAGUAAUGCAGCCUCCCAAGUAGUUGGGAUUAUAGGCAUCUGCCAGCAUGCUUUUGCAUUUUCAGUAGAUACGGGGUGGGGGGGUUUCAUCAUGUUGGCCAGGCUGGUCUCUAACUCCUGACCUCAUGUGAUCCUUCCACCUAGCACCUGACCAAAGAAAUUAAGACAUUCAAAGAUAAACAAACAAAAGCUGAGAUAGUUCAUUACAUUGGGACCUGCCCUGCAGAAAUGCUAAGGGGAGUCUUUCAAGUCAAAAUAAAACGAUGCUAGAUAGACAUUUGAAGACACAUAUAAAGACCUGUAUUAUAGGAAUUUUGAUCCAUAUCUCUAAUUUUAACUAUUUUAUUAGAGUUAAAAGAGAUUUGUAACUGUAAGCCUAUGUUAAAUAGUAAUUUAUUUUUUAAAAAAUUAGGCAUGGUGACGUGUACCUGUAGUUUCAGCUAUUGAGCAUCGCUUCAGUCCAGGGGCUUCAGGUUACAAUGAGCAAUGACAGUCACACUGCACUCCAGCCUGGGUGACAGAGUGAGACCCUCUCUGCAAGAUAUACUUUGUAACAUCAACAACAUAGGACAGGGCAGAACUGUCAAGGAGUAGAGUAUUUGUAUGUGAUUGAACUUACUAGUUUAAAAUCAAUUGCUAUAACUUCAGAAUGUUUUAUAUAAUCCUUAUGGUAAUUACAAAGAAAAUAUCUACAGAAUGUACACAAAAGGAAACGAGAAGGGAUUCUAAGUGUGUCACACAAAAAAAUCAAACACAAAGGCAGGCAGAAGGAAGGAAAUGAGAGAAAACCAUAAGCCAUGCAGAAAACAAUCCAGAGUGUCAUGGGGAAGCCCUGUAAAUCAUGUGCUGGGGUCCUCCCAGAGCAACUGCUCACCUUAGGCCUUGGCUGUGGGUCUCAUGGCACAGUCACCCACCAUGCUAGUGAGUUUCAUCAGAUGAUAAUCUUUAAAAAUGCAAAUUAUUUAUACAAUCAAAAGACUAAGAGACACAUAGGAGGUUGAAAGUGAAAGAAUGAAAAAAGAUACUCCAUGCAAAUGGUAACUGAAAAGAGGAGGAGGAGCUAGACUAAUCAGACUAAAUACACUUAAGGUCAAAAGCUGUUAUAAGAGAUAAUAAUAGUCAAUUCACCAAAAAGAUGCAACACUUAGAAAUGUACAUGCAACGCACCUCAGAGCUCCUAAAUGUGUGAAGCAAACACUGACAGACGAAAGGAGAAACAGUUCUAUGAAAACCGUAGGAAAUUUCAACACCUCAGUUUUUGUUUUUGUUUUUUUUUUGGAGACAGACUCUCUGUUUCCCAGGCUGGAGUGCAGCCGCAACCUCCUGAAUUCAAGUGAUUCCCAUGCCUCAGUCUCAGAGUAGCUGGGAUUACAGGUAUAUGCCACCAUGCCCAGCUAUUUUUAGUAGAGACAGGGAUUCACCACGUUGGCCAGGCCGAUCUCAAACUCCUGACCUCAAGUGAUCCAACGCCUUGGCCUCCCAAAGUGCUGGCAUUACAGGCAUGAGUCACCUCGCCCAGCCCAAUAACUCACUUUCAAUAAUGGAUAUAACACCCAGACAGAAGAUCAAGAAGCAAACAGAGGGCUUGAACGAUACUAUAGACAAAUUGGACCUACCAGACAUACACAGAUGAGUUCACCCAGCAGCAGAAUAUACAUUCUUCAAAGUACAUGUGGAAUGUUCUCUGGGAAAAAUCAUAUUAGGCCUCAAAGCAAGAUUUAAUACAUUUUAAAUGACUGAAAUCAUAGCAGAAGGAAAACCAGAAUAUCCACAAAUACGGGAACUAAACAACAUACUACAAAACUACCAAUCACAGAAAAAAGGAAAAUUAGAAAGUAUUUUGAGACACAACAAUGUAUCAAAUCUUAUGGGAUGCAGCAAAAGCAGUACUAUGAGGGAAAUUUAUAGCUGUACACCCUUACAUUAAAAAAAUGCUGGCUGGAGGUGAUUCACAUCUGUAAUCCCAGCACUCUGGGAGGCUGAGACAGGCAGAUAACCUGAUGUCAGGAGUUUAAGACCAGCCCGGCUAACAUGGGGGAAACCCUAUCUCUACUAAAAAAUUAGCCAGGCAUGGUGGCAAGCACCUGUAAUCUUAGCUACUUGGGAGGCUGAGGCAGGAGAAUCAUUUGAACCCAUGAGGAGGAGGUUGCAGUGAGCUAAGAUUGUACCACUACACUCCAGCCUGGGUGACACAGCUAGACUCCAUUUCCCCCCAUUCACACACACACACACACAAAAAGCAGCAGCCAGGCAUAGUGACACUGUUCUAUAAUCCCAGCUGCUUGGAAGGCUGAGGCCAGGAGAUUGCUUGAACCCAGGAGUUUGAGACUAACUCAGCAAGUGGCAAGACCCUCUGUCAAAUAAAAGAAAAAGGAAAAGCUCUCAAACCACAAUCCUAACUUUGUACCUUAAAUUAUCCGAAAAAGAACAACAGCCUAAACCCAAAGCUAGGAGAAGGAAGGAAAUACUAAAGGUUAAAACAGAAAUAAAUAGAAGAUGAAUUGGUGACCAAAAACGUGACAAGAAAGUACAAGAACAGACGGCCUCAUGGGUGACUUGUACCAAACAUCUACAGAGCCAAUCCCAAUCCUGCCCAUCGUCUUCCAAAAUCCUGAGGGAAGAAUGCCUCCAAACUCAUUCUGUGAGACAUACCAAAGGCAGACAAAGCAGCAGAAGAAAACACACCACUAUCCCACAAUACAGAUGCAAAAGUGCUCAAGAAAAUACGAAUGAGAAUUCCACAGUGUCACAGAUGAAUUAUACAACAUGAUCAAGUAAGAUUUAUCCCUGGAAUGCAAAGGUGGUUACUAUAUAAACAUCAAUAUAAGAUAACACAUUAACAGAAUGAAGGAAAAAAACACAUGACAAUUUGUUUCAACUAGUACAGAAAAAGCAUUUAAUGAAGUUUAAUAUCCUUUCAUGAUUAAAAACAUACUGACUAAAAAUCGAAACAACCUCAAUGUACUAAAGGUCAUAUGAACAACCUCUAGCUAGUAUCAUUCUCAAUGAUGAGAGACAAAGUUUUCCAAGAUGAGGAAUAAAAUAGUGAUGCCUGCUUUCAUUAAUACUGGAAAUCCUAACCAGAGCUAAUAAGAAAGAAUGGAAAAAGAAAAUGCAUCCAAAUUGGAAAGGAAGAAGUAAAAUUUUCUGUUAACAAACGAUGUGGUCGUCUUUGUAGAAAAUCCUGAAGACUGCACAAAAUAAACUGUUAGAACUAAUAAUUUGUCCAAGUUUCAGGAUUACGAAAUCAACAUACAGAUGUCAGUUGCAUUUCUACAGACUAACAGUCAACAAUCCAAGAAGGAAAUGAAGAAAACCGUUCCUGCUGGCUUGGUUGUGGAUGCCUACAGUCCCAGCUACUUGGGAGGCUGAGGCAGGAGAAUUGCUUGAGCCUGGGAGGUCAGUGCUGUCAGUUUUUAUAAUAAUUAUGCCUGUGAAUAGCCACUGUACCCCAGCGUGGGUGACAUAGUGAGACACUAUCCUUAAAAAAAAAAAAAAAAAAAAAAAAAAGUUUACAAUAGCAUCAAAAGAAUAAAACAGGAAUAAACUCAACCAGGAGGCAAAGACUCUGGCAGGAUUUUGAGUUCCAGAGACCCGUUCUGUAACAAAUCUAAAGGCAUCUCAUAGUUAUGGAUUAUACAGCUUAGUUUCGUUAAAAUGUCAAUACAACUGAAAGUGAUCUACAGGUUUAGUUUAAUUGCUCUCAAAAUCUCAGUGACAUUUUUUCUUCAAUUAUAGAAAAAUCCAUCCUUAUAAAUUGUAUAAAGUUUAUAUACAAUUUCAAGAGAUCCCAAAUGGUCAAAGCAAUCCUGAAAAAAAUAACGAAGUUGGAAGUCUUACUUCUCAAUUUCAAAAUGUAUUAUUAAAAGCUACAGUGGGCUGGGCAUGGUGGCUCACGCCUGUAAUCCCAGCACUUUGGGAAGCUGAGGUGGGCAGAUCACGAGGUCAAGAGAUUGAGACCAUCCUGGUCAACAUGAUGAAACCUCAUCUCUACUAAAAAUACCAAAAUUAGCCAGGUGUGGUGGCACAUGCCUGUGGUCCCAGCUAUUCAGGAGGCUUGGGAGGCUGAGGCGGAAGAAUUGCUUGAAUCCAGGAGACAGAGGUGGCAGUGAGCCGAGAUUGCACCACUGCACUCCAGUCUGGUGACAGAGCAAGACUCUGUCUCAAAAAAAAAAAAAAAAACUACAGUGGUCAAAAGUGUGGUACGGCAGUAAAGAAUACAGAUACCAGUAGAAUGGAAACAGGGUGCAGAAGGAAACUCUUACACAUACCAUCAACUGAGUUCAUAAGGAUGCCAAGACUAUUCAGUCAGGGAAGGGACAGUCUUUCAACAAAUGGUGUGGGAAAAUUACCUAUCCACAGGCAAAAGAAUGAAGCUAAAGCCUUGCCUUAUAUCAUGUUAAAAAAAAAAAGAAAAGAAAACCUCAAUAAUGAAUGAAAGACCCAAGUGUAAGAUCUAAAACUACACAAUUCUUGUUUUUUUGAGAUGGAGUCUUGCUCUGCUGUCCAGGCUGGAGUGCAGUGGCGUGAUCUUGGCUCACUGCAACCUCUGGCUCAGCCUGCCAAGUAGCUGGGAUUAGAGGCGCUCACCACCACACCUAGCUAAUUUUCGUAUUUUUAGUAGAGACAGGGCAUCUUGGUCAGGCUGGUCUUGAACUCCUGACCUCAUGAUUCACCUGCUUCGGCCUCCCAACGUGCUGGGAUUAUAGGCGUGAGCCACGGUUCCCAGCUGACAACUCUUAAAACAUAGAAGGAGAGCUUCCUUUGCCAAUGAUUUCUUAGAUAUGUCACCAAAGGCCCAAACAACAAAAGGAAAAGUAGACAAAUUGGAUUGCAUCGAAGGAUACUAUUAACAGAGUGAAAAGGCAACCUACAGAAUGACAGGACAGAUGUGCAAAUUACAUGUGCAAGAGUUCCCAUCUAGAAUAGAUUAAAGCAAUCUCACAAUCCAACAACAAAACACAACUAACGCAGUUCAAAAAUGUGCAAAGGACGUGAAUAGAAAGUCCACCAAAUAAGAGAUGCAAAUGGCCAAUUGGCACAUAAAUAGAUGCUCACCAUCACUAAUUAUUAGGGAAACAAACCAAAACCAUGGGAGAGGCUGGGCAUGGCGGCUCAUGCCUGUAAUCCCAGCACUCUGAAAGGCCAAGGUGGGCAGAUCACUUGAGGUCAGGAGUUUGAGACCAGCCUGGCCGACAUGGUAACAUUGCAUCUCUACUAAAAAUAGAAAAAUUAGCUGUGUGUGGUGGCAUGUGCCUGAAGUCCCAGAUGCUCGGGAGGCUAAGACAGAAGAAUUACUUGAACCUGGGAAGCGUAGGUUUCAGUGAGCCAAGAUUACACCACUGAACUCUAGCCUGGGUGACAGAGCGAGACUCCUCCUCAAAAAAAGAAAAAAGAAGACCUAUAUGGAGAGGCCACCUCAGACUCAUUAGGAUGGCUGUAAUCAAUACAGAAAAUAACAAGUGUUAGUGAGGACGCUGAGCAGUUGGAACCCUUGUGUGCUCUUACCGGGAGUUUAAGAUGGAGCUGCAGCUAUGGAAAACAGUAUAGCAAUUCAAAAAGUUAAAAAUAGGCCAGGCGCAGUGGCUGACACUUAUAAUCCCAGCACUCUGUGAGGCCGGGGCAGGUGAAUCACUUGAGGCCAGGAGUUCGAUACCAGCCUGGCCAACAUGCUAAAACUCCAUCUCUACUAAAAACACAAAAACGAGCCAGGUGUAGCAGUGCAGUUCUGUAAUCCCAGCUACUCCGGAGGCUGAGGGAUAAGAAUUGCUUGAACCCAGGAGGCAGAGGUUGCAGUGAGCCAAGAUUGCACCACUGCAUUCCAGCCUGGGUGACAGAGCAAGACUGUGUCUCAAAACAAAGAAUUACCAUAUAAUCCAGCAUUUCCACUUCUGGAUUGUAGUACCCGCUACGAUUCAAAGGGCCUCAAGCAUGUAUACACUGAUGUUCAUACCAGCGUUGUUGAGAGCAAAUUUUGACAUGUGUGAGAAAUCAUAUUGUUUGCUGAGAAAUCCUAUUGAGAGCGGCGGCAAGGGAAACAUAGCCCCUCCAAGCGGAAAACUGCCCCCAAAGCAGAAAACUGCUCCAAACAUUAUACAACAGUCACCAAUGUAAAUAUGCCUCACGCCAGAUGAAUUAGUUCUUUGAACACAGGAUACCUGACCCUUUCCUUUGGUCCCUCGUAAAGAGCGCUUUCUAGUUUGACUUUAACCUAUAGUAAACACACACUAGCUGCCUGGUUAGUUUACCUUUAACCAAUGAAAGAACACAGAGCAUCCACUUGUCAAACUUGCACUGGAAAGUCAAGAAUAAAUACAUAGGUCAGAGUCUGCUCUGGACUCUCAGCUGAAAAUGCUGAGACCCCUGGUGCUCCACUCUGAACCCACCUUUUGCUCUCUA